Messenger RNA from Cutaneotrichosporon oleaginosum, 563 nucleotides. RefSeq lists its product as uncharacterized. The record is from RefSeq and is a predicted model, not a curated record. Gene Ontology annotation, cellular component: mitochondrion. NCBI's taxonomy places the organism in Eukaryota, Fungi, Basidiomycota, Tremellomycetes, Trichosporonales, Trichosporonaceae.
GGCCAUACCACCACGGCUGCUCGUCGUCACUAUCCACGGCCACACCACCACCAUGCUCCUCCGCGCGUCCCGCUCCCUCCGCCCCGUCGCCCUCCUCGCCCGCGGCAACGCGUCUCUCGCAGCACCCGCUGCCCCGCACCACCCCCACCACUCGCCUGCCGCCCGUGUGCCCCCUCCCCCGCCGGGCGUCGAGGUCGACCCCCAGCUUCACGGAUACCCCCAGCUCCCAGAGGUGUCGCUGCAGCUCCGGGAACCGUUCGGAUGGUGGGACAUUCAGGAGCGCAAGAACUUUGACGAGGUGGUCUUGGAGGAGGAGGACCGCCUCGGCAUGUGGGGACCGGACGUGCACAAGAUUGGCGGCGGCCCCGCGCUCGUUGCGCUGCUGUCUGCGCUUGGCCUCGUCGGCGUCUUUGGCUGGUUCGUCUCGCAGAACACUCUUCCUCUGCAGGCCGCGCGCCGCACCUACCCCCACGGUGGGCUCGAGAAGGCGCUUGGAGGAUAUGCUGCGCGCAAGGAGGAGGACGAGGUCGAGGAGUAGACAAGAUGCAGAACAUGGCUAGAUU